Messenger RNA from Mobula hypostoma (lesser devil ray), 2401 nucleotides. Its product is annotated as heat shock cognate 71 kDa protein. The transcript is spliced from 9 exons. Bases 120 to 2042 code for a protein of 640 amino acids. Gene Ontology annotation, cellular component: cytosol; nucleus; plasma membrane. Lineage: Eukaryota; Metazoa; Chordata; Chondrichthyes; Myliobatiformes; Myliobatidae. The record is from RefSeq and is a predicted model, not a curated record. Gene Ontology annotation, molecular function: ATP binding; ATP-dependent protein folding chaperone.
CGCGUUCUUUCCAGAAGCUUCUGUGGCGGUUGGGGUUGGGAGCUGUCCAGUGAGGAGCAGAGCCGGUGUCGGGGCAGAUCGGUUUGGCUGUGUGGAGCCUUCGCGUUACAAACAGCAACAUGUCUAAGGGACCAGCAGUUGGAAUUGAUCUUGGGACAACCUACUCGUGUGUAGGUGUCUUCCAACAUGGCAAAGUUGAAAUUAUUGCCAAUGAUCAAGGCAACCGCACCACUCCGAGUUAUGUUGCCUUCACUGAUACAGAGAGAUUGAUCGGUGAUGCAGCCAAGAAUCAGGUGGCUAUGAACCCAACCAACACUGUAUUUGAUGCCAAGCGCCUAAUUGGGCGUAGAUUUGAGGAUUCUGUUGUCCAAGCUGACAUGAAGCACUGGCCUUUCAACGUAAUAAACGAUGGUAGUCGUCCUAAAGUUCAGGUUGAAUACAAAGGUGAAAGCAAGUCUUUUUACCCGGAGGAAAUUUCUUCAAUGGUGCUCACAAAAAUGAAAGAAAUUGCAGAAGCGUACCUUGGAAAGACUGUUACAAAUGUUGUUAUUACAGUUCCUGCGUAUUUUAACGACUCUCAACGCCAGGCAACAAAAGAUGCUGGAACAAUUUCUGGGCUUAAUGUCCUCCGUAUUAUAAAUGAGCCAACGGCUGCUGCCAUAGCUUAUGGCUUGGAUAAAAAGGUUGGUGCUGAAAGGAAUGUCCUGAUCUUUGACCUGGGUGGUGGUACUUUUGAUGUCUCCAUCUUAACCAUCGAAGAUGGAAUCUUUGAAGUCAAAUCUACAGCUGGUGACACCCACCUUGGUGGCGAAGACUUUGACAAUCGUAUGGUCAACCAUUUUAUUACUGAAUUCAAACGAAAAUACAAGAAAGACAUUAGUGACAACAAGAGAGCUGUUCGCCGUCUCCGCACUGCCUGUGAACGUGCAAAGCGUACGUUGUCAUCCAGUACACAGGCUAGCAUUGAAAUUGACUCCCUGUAUGAGGGUGUUGAUUUUUAUACCUCAAUCACCAGAGCACGAUUUGAAGAGCUCAAUGCUGACCUCUUCCGUGGCACUCUUGACCCUGUAGAGAAAUCCUUGCGAGAUGCCAAACUUGACAAGGCUCAAAUCCAUGAUAUUGUGCUGGUUGGUGGAUCCACCCGCAUUCCCAAAAUCCAGAAGUUGUUGCAAGAUUUCUUCAAUGGCAAGGAAUUGAACAAGAGCAUCAAUCCUGACGAGGCUGUUGCAUAUGGUGCAGCUGUGCAGGCUGCCAUCUUGGCUGGUGACAAGUCAGAAAAUGUACAGGAUCUACUAUUAUUAGAUGUCACUCCUCUCUCUUUGGGCAUUGAGACAGCUGGUGGUGUGAUGACUGUCUUGAUCAAACGAAAUACCACCAUUCCAACAAAGCAAACACAGACAUUCACCACCUACUCUGACAACCAGCCAGGGGUGCUCAUUCAGGUGUUUGAGGGUGAGAGAGCGAUGACAAAAGAUAACAACUUGCUGGGCAAGUUUGAGCUGACUGGAAUUCCACCUGCUCCAAGGGGUGUGCCUCAGAUUGAGGUGACUUUUGACAUUGAUGCCAAUGGUAUCUUGAAUGUGUCUGCAGUGGACAAGAGCACCGGAAAAGAAAACAAGAUCACCAUCACAAAUGACAAAGGUCGUUUAAGCAAAGAAGAUAUUGAACGUAUGGUCCAAGAGGCUGAGAGAUACAAAGCAGAAGAUGAACAGCAGCGUGAUAAAGUGUCUUCAAAGAACUCUCUUGAGUCCUUUGCGUUCAACAUGAAAGCUACCAUUGAAGAUGAGAAGCUAAAGGGCAAAAUAAGUGACGAUGACAAGCAGAAGGUUCUGGACAAAUGUAAUGAAGUUAUCAACUGGCUGGACAAGAACCAGACUGCAGAAAAAGAUGAAUAUGAACAUCAACUAAAAGAAAUUGAGAAGGUCUGCAAUCCAGUCAUGGCCAAAUUGUAUCAGAGUGCUGGUGGUAUGCCAGAAGGCUUUCCUGGAGCUGGUGCUGCUCCUGGAGGAACAUCUGGACCAACUAUUGAAGAAGUUGACUAAAAUACAUGCUUCAUUAAUUUGUUUGUUAGUGUAUUGUAAUGUAAACAUUUCAUUAUUGUUUCUAAAUGUGUAAGUUUAACGAGACUUUAAAAACAUCUGGAUCAAUAAAUACUUUGUGAACGUGAUUGUCUUGUAGAAUGCGAAAAUCGCUUAAAAUGUUUAAACAAUCUCUUGUUCAGUUCCAAUGGAAGCUUUCUUCUCUGAACACUCCUGGUUUUUAAUUCUCUAAUUUGAAUGUCCACAUAUUCUAUUGGCACUUGUUUCACUUCACAUCCACCUAAAUUAGAACUGCAUUAAAACUCAGUAAAAAGGUAGCAACUAAAAUAUUAACUUCUCUGCACAGGGGUUAUUUGAUUUGA